ACCAUUUGGGUAUCAUUUCAUUACCGUACUAUGGAUUUCAGUUGUUGGUCAGGAUGGGAGACAGGAGAGAGUAUGAGCGGUGCGAGAGGCGCUCCAACAGUGAAGACCGUACGGGAUAUCGUAGGUCGGAUGGUGGCCAGAAUCGAGGAGUGCAGGCAUGGAUGGUGCUCGACAAGCUACCGUCCGUCAACAUCCUACGACACGAGAAAGGGAAGGUCCGCUUCCCCUCGACGGACCGAGAACGGGACAUGUGCGCAAACAACGACGGAGGCUGACCUCCUGCAAAAGCAGAUUGAGGAACUUAACAAGAGUCUGGCAUCGGUUUCGGAGUUUGUCCAAUGUGAGAAGGCGGGGAAGGCGGAAGAGGAGAGGUUGAAGCGAGAAACUGAGGAAGAGAAAGAGAGAAAAGCAGCGGAGAAACGGGCAUGUGAGAAGAAGGAGUGCAAGCGAGUGGCUAAGCUGCAGAAGGAAGUUGAUCGUGACGCUGAGAUGAACAAGAGGAUGGAGCUACAACUUGCGAUCAAGACUAGCGACUUUUUUUACCGUAUGGAGGCCAAUCUUGGCCUGACGCUGGAACUUGUGCAGAGGAAGGCGAAAAAGCAGGUGGAGCGUACUGGUAUGCAUAGCUCUGAGCAUGAAGGCAGUGAUAGCGCAACAGAGGAGAUCUGCACUCGUACCGGGCACCUGACUAUCAACGAGAAACAGAAGAGAGGACCUGAGCUUGUAUUCGAUGACAGCCCCUAUGUUGACGUCGGCCAAACGAACCCUGAGACAGACCAAGGUGACGAUUGGUGUGACCCCUAUCCGUGUGACGAGCCCCCGUACCUGGCGAAAUAGAAGCAGAGCCCUGAAAAGCCAAGUA
Chara braunii is the source of this 862-nucleotide messenger RNA. NCBI's taxonomy places the organism in Eukaryota, Viridiplantae, Streptophyta, Charophyceae, Charales, Characeae. The record is from the annotation of a GenBank genome assembly.